Messenger RNA from Eriocheir sinensis (Chinese mitten crab), 11078 nucleotides. RefSeq lists its product as uncharacterized. Bases 278 to 5971 code for a protein of 1897 amino acids. The transcript is spliced from 11 exons. The record is from RefSeq and is a predicted model, not a curated record. NCBI's taxonomy places the organism in Eukaryota, Metazoa, Arthropoda, Malacostraca, Decapoda, Varunidae. Gene Ontology annotation, molecular function: zinc ion binding; DNA binding; protein binding.
UGCGUAGGAGUCAGGGCGGCAGGUUACAGGUUGUUAUUAGAUUGUAGUGGCCUUGAGGUUGUUGUUGUUUGGGCCGUAGACGCACAGAGGUUUUGACGAGACGACGUUUGGUGGUGAUGGUGGUGGGGUUGUGGGUCGCGUCAGCAGGUAGUGGCUGUAAGUGUUGUGGUUGUGCCGACAGAGGGGGGUGGAGGUGCUGGCGGCUCCCAGACUAGCGAGGGCGGAGGAGGAGGAGGAGGAGGGGGAGAGGGAGGAGGGCGGCGCGAGGGGCCACGUGAUGGAAGACUCCGGGGCAACGCUGACGCUCACCAUCCUGCCCGCGGCGGCCUCCGCCCCCCACCCGCCCCCCGCCGCCGCCGCUGAGAGGCCCAAGUCCCCCGGCAGACCCGCCGCCGAAUCUGCCGCCGCCGCCGCCGCCGAGGCCGAGGCGCCGCACGAGGCCCAGACGCCGCCGCCGCAGGAGCCGGAGGGCGCGGCGGCGAAAGAGGCUUCCUGUGGGGCGGCGGGUGCCUGGGGCGCAGCGGAGGGCGGUGCCGGGGGCCAGCGGUGCCCCAAGAGCGACUACCCUUCCUCCCUUCACGGCGGCGGCAGGGGGGUGGCGGCCCCGUGUUGCCCCGAGCAGCCCCAGGACCGAGGUGACGCCGGCGGGCCGCCAGCCGCCGCCGGGAGGGUGGUGGCGGCGGGCCCCGUGUCGCAGCUGAGCAAUCCUCGCCACGACGCCCACCUCGCCCACGCCAUCAGGGAGCUGCACGAGGAGGAGUUCGGCCUUGACGCCGUGCUGCUGGCGGAGGGCGGCCACGUGGGCGCCCACUGCGCCGUGCUGGCCGCCGCCUCGCCAUUCCUCAAGAGUCUGCUGCUGCACGCCGCGGACCACCCCGCCAUUAUCUCCGUCACAGACACGCCCCUGGAGGCCCUGCAGGCCCUGGUCACCUGCCUGUACACGGGCACCGUCCCCAUCGACGCCAACCUCCUCCACCUGGCGGAGGUCGCCCGCCUCCUCAAGAUGGACGACCUGAGCGCCGUGCUACAGAAGGCCUUCCUUGCCCAGGGCCCCCUGUUGGAGCUGAGCCGCCCCCAGCCCCAGCCCCCCCGGCCCCCCCAUGGCUCGCAUCUGUCCUCGCACGCAGACUACCGUCGGGAAAGGUCCGGUAAGAAGGUCCGCAGCAACCGUCUGGAUCAGAUCCUGUACAAGAAGCUGAACGUGGACCACCUGGCGCCCGCCGAGGCCGCGGAGCCCGGCCCCGGCCCGCCCGCUGCCGCCGAGUGCCCCCGCGUGCCGGGGCUGCUAGACCCCUCACGCGGGGCGGCGCCGGACCUGCGCGGUGGCAUCCUGGGGGAGCUGCUGACCAAGGCCGACCCGCUGAGGACGGUCUUUGCCGCCGGCAGCUACGCCUUCGCCGACCUGGGCCUUGACGCGUCCCUCAAGCCCCUCAACCUCUCCAAGGCUGCCAAGGGCCAGGCGGCGGACCCUUCGCCCACCUACUGCUCCACCGCCAGCACGGCCAGCUCGGCCUCCAGCCUGACCCCCCAGACCGAGCUGGGCCUGGCGGGCCUCCCCUCGCUGGGCCCCGCGCUGCCCGCCGCCAUGUCCGGCCUGCUGGCGCCCAACAUGAUCUCGCCCGCCGCCCUCGCCACCCUCACCUCCUCCUCCAUGCUGGCCUCCCUCGGGGCCCAGCAGGCGCGCGCCAGGGCCGCCACGCCUACCGCCACCAGCACCCUCACCACCACCAACACCACCACCACCGCCAAGAGCCGCAACGGCAGCAGCAGCCUCAGCAGCAGCAGCAGGGCCGGGGGCAGCAGCAGCCCGUCUAGUCAGCACAGCAGUCAGCACAGCCCGCACAGCCUGCCGCUGCUGUACACCCUCAAGAGCGGCCUGCUGAGCCCCGAGGCGGCCAAGGAGGUGUACGAACAGCUGCGGCUGCACCCCCACCUGGCGUCGCUGCCCUCCCUGGACACCCUGCACGGCCUGUCCUCCCUGCAGGCCUCGGCCAGCCUGCACACCCUGGCCGGCCUGCACAGCCUCGCCGCGCCCCACGCUUUCCCCUCACUCUUCCCCUUCCUGGCCCACGACGCCGCCAAGGACUCCCCUGGGCCGGGGGACGCGCGCGGCGGCCACAGCCCCCGGGCCGGCUCCCCCGAGGAGCAAGGGGCGCUGAACCUGAGCAGCAGUGCCACGCAUCCGUACGGCGACUCCCCCAGACCCGCGGCUGGGGAGGAGGCCGCCACCCCCGACUCCAGCACCCCCGCCGGUCACGCGCCCCACGGCGAGGAGGGCGAGGCUGGGGAGCAGGGGGCGCGGCGCUCCCCCUCCCCCGACGGCUCGCACCUCAACAGCUGCCCCACGCCCCACACCCCACACCCCCGCGCCAACAGCCUGAUGGACUCGGGGCAGGGCGAGGGUCCGCCCCCUGACGCCCUGCCCCCGGGGCUGCAGCACCACCCGGGGGCCGCCGCCGCCGCCUCGCUGCUGGCAAACGGCAUGGACGGCGCCAGUCUGCCCCUGCUGCUGAUGAGCUCCGGGGCAGCGGGGCUGGCGGGACUGACGCAGCCCCACCCCGACCAUCACCACCAUCUCCACCACCAUCACCACCACCACCACCUGCCCAAGACCGUCGAUGCGUCCGUAGAGACCACGCCCACCACAAAGCAGCAGAUGGGCCGCAAGAGGAAGGGCUGCGGGGAGUGUGAGGGCUGCCAGGUGGUGGAGGACUGUGGCCAAUGUAGGUUCUGCCGGGACAAAGCCAAAUUCGGAGGGCCUAACCGUCUCAAGCAGGUGUGUGUGUACAAGCGCUGUGUCCUGGCCGAGAUGGAGCCCGAGGACGCCAAGAAGAGGAGGAAGACUGCCGGGAAGAAGGGCCGAGGGAAGUGUGGCGGCUGUGACGGCUGCCAGCGCACCCUCGACUGCAAUGAGUGUUAUGCCUGUCUCCACAACGCCGCCGCCCAGCCUCCUGCACGCCGCAAGGUGUGUGAGAUGCGCGUGUGUGAGCAGCAGCAGAUGGAGGAGGUGCGUGCUGCCCUCAGCGUGGCGGGAGAACCUUCGCCUUACUCCACCGACUCCCUUAUGGCGGAGACACUCAGCAUAGGGUCUUCAGGCGCCUCCAGCCCCACGCCCGACGGCCUGCCCAGCACACACAACGACAAGAUGAAGCUGAUGCGCAAGAUGCUGAAGAAAAAGUUUGCACAACCCUACAGCCGGGUAAGCCCCCCUAAGGUUCGGACCAAGUACUACUGCGGCGAGUGUCCCGGCUGCCAGACCACCGUGCCGUGCGGGAACUGUCUCUACUGUGAGGACAUGCCCAAGUUUGGCGGCCCUGGGCGGUACAGGCAGAAAUGUGUGAAGCAGCUGUGUGUGUACCACCCUCGCCUGCAGGCCCUCAAACUGUCCAACCGCUCCAAGCUGACCUACGACGAACAGCACAUCUCCCAGGAAACACUGUCGCACCUCAGCGUCUCCCUGCCCCAGCCCCCAGACGAGGCGAUCGACUUAGGGUGCGGGGACAGCCGGGAGCACAUGGAGGAGGUGGAUAGCCUGGAGGAUCAAGCGGAUGAGGUGGAUGACGUCACGGAGGGAGAGGACAGCAACGCCACCAUCCACGUGAUUGAUGAGCCAGGCGACAUCAAGGAGGAGAUGCACCCCAAGCUGGAACGCUCCUCUCCCCUCCCCCUCUCAAGAUCCCACCUCUCCCACAUACCCUCCUCCUCCGCCUCCCUCAUCCACCACCCCCUCGCUGGCCUCCCUCACUCAUCGGUACUCACCCCCGCGGCGGCUGUCCUCUCAUCCGCCGCCGCUGCCGUGCUCUCGUCCGCCGCCGCCGCUGCCGCUGCUGCCGUCAUACCGUCUGCCGCGUUUUCCUCGGCGGCUGCAGCGGCUGUUAUAUCCUCCGCCGCCGCCGCCAGAUCCACUCCGUCUAUGUCCAUCCCGUCGUCGGCGGUUGAUAUCGUCGCCGCUGCCGCGCGUUCUCACUCCCACCACCUCCAAAGUCUUUCCCACGGUGGUCUUCUCCCCCCGUCUGCUACUCCUGCUCUCCCUUCUGCUGUCCUGCCAUCUGCUGGAGGCCUCCCACCGACUGUGUCCCUCCCGUCGGCCCCUGCUCUGCCCAGUACAGCGUCUCUCCCGUCUUCGGCAGCUCUCCCAAGUGCGUCGUCCCUCCCAUCGACGGCCCUGCCAAAUAUCGCAUCGCUGCCCCCUCUCGGAGCUCUGCCAAAUGUGUCUCUCCCAUCAACGGCGUCGCUCCCCCACCUCCCCCCCACUACUGCAGCUCUGUCCCUCACUUUUACUCUCCCAAAUACUGCGAGUCUCCCACCGACGGCGUCCCUCCCAACAACGGCCGCUCUCCCAUCUACAUCAUCGCUAUCCUCCUCAGCGUCACUCUCAAGCGCACAGACUUUCCUAUCCACGGCAUCCCUUCCACCGUAUCCACUCCUCCCUACUCCUGCCCUUCCACCCACUGCUCCACUGGCAUCCAUACCCACUCUCCCACCCGCUCCCCUGCUCCACCUGCCACCCACUCCCGUCAACCCACCUACCACUGCUAUGCCAUUAACUGCAGUGGUAUCGACUAUCGUGAGACGUUCCCCUACUCCCCCUACUGUUUUCCUUCCUGCUUCCCCUCCUGCUGCAAGGCCAGACAGCAGUACUAGUCCCCCUCCUCCUUCUCCUACUGUCACAACCACUACUACUGUCACCACCACCACCACCUCCGUCUUCAACACCAUUGGGACAAACACCACUCCACCCUCCACCACUAGUCCGAUAACCACCACCACUGAUAGUUUACCUACCACUAACACUACCACCUCCUCCCCUCCUGGUUCUCCCGUCCCCUCCCCCACCACCACUAUCAAUGUUGCAUCUCCACUCCCCCCUCCCAGUACCACUCCCCCCCCAACCAACACCACCCCUUCAGUCAUUACCAAAGUGUCGACAUCUCUCAACACCACUAGUGAAGCCCCAGCCAGUGACACCACCACCACCACCACCAUCACCAGCACCUCACCAACCCCACCACCACCACCCACUGUCACCACCACUACACCCACUGCCUCCUCCCCAAGCCCACCACCAACAACAACCACAACCACAACAACCACCAGUCCCCCCUCGCCAGACCCUCCCCCCAUGAGCGAAACCGAAACCAUCAACACCAGUAGAGCAACACCACCUCCAACACCACCACCACUCGGGCCCACCCCCACCACCCCGCCAAGCACCCCCCCAACCUCAGGCACCCCCGCCAAGCCCCCGUCACCCAGCGUCACCCCAAAGGAAACGGAGACGGUGGAGAUGGUGGAGGUGGAAGACGAUGAUGAAAAUGAUGAGGAUUACGACGAGAAUGUGGAUGUCUUGACGGAGGGUUCGGACAUACCUUCCCCGCCCUCCACCCCGUCGCCCCGGCCCAGAACGCGGGGCAAAGGGCGCUCCGUGGGGCAGGGACGGGGCCAGGUGCGGAACAACAAGGCAAGCAGCAUCAUUGAAACGAGACGAAGCACGGCCAUGAGACGAGGGAGCCGGAGGAGGACGACGCGGUUCAAACUGGACCCCGACGACAACUCCGACUUCGAGGAGCUGUUGGAGGAGCUGGAUUCAGGCGGGACCAGGCGGGACGCAGCAGCACUGCCCCUCAAGAACACCCCAGGCAAGGAUGCAGCCCUGAUGGCACCCCAAGAGAAGCCCCAGGUGGACACUACAAGCCCUCUGGUCAUGGUGGUCGGGGGGCGGGGGCGUAUGGGGCAGCGGGGGCGAAUGGUGAACCGGGCGCAGAACACGGACCCUCCGGCCAUCUUUGAGUACCAGGAGGGGCGGGAGUGUGUGGUGGAGGGGCGGGUGGUGGAGGCCGGCGCGGUUGAAGGCGGCGUGGCCCUCAAGCACCCUGGCGGCCCCUGUGUCUUCCCCGAGGAGGAGCUGAGUCAGGGCGGAAGGGAUGUGAAUGAAAAUGUUGGUGCCAUCAGUGAGGCGGCUUCGGCAUAGCAGUGAGCCACCACCCCUGUCGUCUCUGCCGCCCCAGCUGCCGCCGCCGCUGCACCCCGGAAGUACAACUACCCCCACUUGCCCAUGGCCAGUGGUCCUAGAUGAUACCUGUACAGUGCUGACAGACUUAACAUAUAUAUAUUUGUACAUAGCCGCCAGACAUUAUGUGUUACGUGUGUUGUGUGUGUGUGUGUGUGUGUGUGUGUACAGGCUUAGGCAUCGCUGUUGAUGGAGAGAGAGAGAGAGAGAGAGAGAGAGAGAGAGAGAGAGAGAGAGAGAGAGAGAGAGAGAGAGAGAGAGAGAGAGAGAGAGAGAGAAUGGGGGUAGAGCUAGGGAUGGGUGACUGUAUUUAGCUGUUUUCUGUUGCUCACAGAGAGAGAGAGAGAGAGAGAGAGAGAGAGAGAGAGAGAGAGAGAGAGAGAGAGAGAGAGCGAGAGAGAGAGAGAGAGCAUAGUGAAGCAGUCAGUCUAGUUCCUGAGUGUGUGCAUAACGUCAAAGCUUUAUUUUUAAGCUUUUUGAAACAAAAAAGACAAACGUCUUAUUCAUAAGGAUGAGAGAGAGAGAGAGAGAGAGAGAGAGAGAGAGAGAGAGAGAGAGAGAGAGAGUCCAGUCAGAGCUAGUCAGAGGGAGUAAAAAGACUUAGUAAAAACACAAGACUAGAGAGAGAGAGAGAAUAAUUUUCGUCAAUAUUUUUGGUGUAGUCUUAAGAGCUCUUGCCCAAAAUGAUGCAAAAUAUAAAAAAGAGAAUUAAGUGCCAUUUCUCCUGUUUUCCGCCACAGUGGUGGAGUAUGAACUAUAACACUGAUAGCGACAUGAAUAACAGUAAUGUCAAGUUUGUGAGUGUGGUAGUCGAUGAUGUUCCCUAAAUUUACGGCAAUUACUCUUUCUUAAUUUUUUUGAGAAAGUACAAAGUGGAGUGAAUGAGAACGGGAUGAGUGAGGGAAGGAGAGAGAGAGAGAGAGAGAGAGCGAGAGCGAGAGAGAUGCUGAUCCACGUGUAAACAAUAAUAAUAACGAUAUAAAUAGUCUUGUGAACGAUGUAGUCAAGUUUCUCGGUUGAGUUUAAGUUGUUGUUCCUGUCUUGUUUCCCCUCGUGGUGUUGACGCUCUUGAGAGUUUAUGAUUCGUCACCUCACCACCGACUCCUUCCUCCUGCACCCGUGACGAUAGUGACGACGACGAUGAUAGUUUUUCUGUUACGUUUAUAUUCAUUGUGAGGGUUUGAGGGUCGGUCCGUGCUCACUCACUCUGCCUGUUACGACUUGCACCGGGAAAAAUGGAAAAGAAAUAGAUGAAGUAGAGGAAAUCAUGCGUCUGGGAAAAGAAUGAGAAGCGGAAAAACUAUAAAAAUGUUUGCAUCUGGAAAAGUAGAGGAAAAGUGUGAAUCUGGACAAAUAUAAGUAAGAAAAAUAGGAAAAAAAGUGUGGGCAUCCAGAAAAGUAGAGGAAAAGUAUGAAUCAAAGUUGGAAAAGUAAAAAAAAAUAGUGUGUGCAACAGGAAAAGUAGAGGAAAAGUGUGAAUCUGGAAAAAUAAAAAGUGGAAAAAGUAGAAAAUGAAAGUGUAUGCAUCUGGAAAAGUAGAAGAGUAUGAAUCUCUGGAUAAAUAUAAAGUGGGAAAAGUAGGAAAAAAAGUAUGCAUCCAGAAAAGUAGCAGAAAAGUAUGAAUCUGGAUAAAUAUAAAGUUGAAAAAAGUAGGAAAAAAGUUUAUGUAUCCAGAAAAGUAGAAAAGUAUGAAUCUGGAUAAAUAUAAAUUUGGAAAAGUAGACAAAAAAAAAAUUACAUGGAUCAGGAAAAAAAAAAGCUGAAAUGAAAACACCAAAACAGAAGAAGCAGACAAAUCCUUGGUAAACAUGAAAAAGCAAACUCAUAAAUAUUCUGAAAUGACACCACGAGAUCAUUUCUUUAUACUUCAUCUCAAAUUGACCAGAAAAAAGCUGAAAUGAAAACACCAAAACAAAAACAGACAGAUCCUUGGUAAACAUGAAAAAGCAAACUCAUAAAUAUUCUGAAAUGACAACACGAGAUCAUUUUUUUAUACUUCAUCUCAAAUUGACGAGAAAAAAGCUGAAAUGAAAACACCAAAACAGAAGAAGCGGACAAAUCCUCGUAAUUUUGGGUGGCGGAGAAAGUCUCGUUCUGCAUCACUUCUUCACCGGGACAAAGCUACCCUGGAGGAAAAUAAAUAAAAAGACAAUUAAUAGAUAUCGUUGAAAUAGAAAAAAAUAAAAAGACAAAAAAAUCAUGUGCUGUGGAAGGUAAACAUGAAAAAGCAAACUGAUAAAUAUUCUGAAAUGACAACACGAGAUCAUUUCUUUAUACUUCAUCUCAAAUUGACGAGAAAAAAGCUGAAAUAAAAACACCAAAACAGAAGAAGCAGACAAAUCCUCAUAAUUUUGGGCGGCGGAGAAAGUCUUGUUCCGCAUCACUUCUUCACCGGGACAAAGCUACCCUGGAGGAAAAUAAAUAAAAAGACAAUUAAUAGAUAUCGUAGAAGUAGAAAAAAUAAAAAGACAAAAAAAUCAUGUGCUGUGGAAGGUAAACAUGAAAAAACAAACUGAUAAAUAUUCUGAAAUGACAAUGAGAUUAUUUUUUUAUACUUCAACUUUAAGCAGAAAAAAGCUGAAAUGAAAACACCAAAACAGAAAAAGCAGACAAAUCCUCGUAAUUUUGGGCGGCGGAGAAAGUCUUGUUCCGCAUCACUUCUUCACCGGGACAAAGCUACCCUGGAAGAAAAUAAAUAAAAAGACAAUUAAUAGAUAUCGUUAAGCUUCUCGGCGGAUUCUCUUCUAUACCUGAGCUUAUAUUUAUUAUGGGAAGAAAAACAUAGAUAAAAAGGGAGCUUGACGUAAGGCACAAAAAUGAACAAGUCGCAAUCUGUCAAUCAGUCAGUGGGGCCAUACGUCACAUCGCAAAAAACAUGAGUAAUAAAGUAAUGGAUAAGUCACAAUAGAGAUGGAUAAAUGUAUAAACAAACCAUGACCAAGGAGAACAUGGAGAGGAACAGCGCAACAAGACUUAGAAGUGUUAGAAAUAAAGGAAGGAACAGCGCUGGACCGAGCAAGGUUGAGGAGGAUCAUUGCAGUUCCAACCCUGAGAAUGUGAGAAAGAUGGAUAAAUAUUCUUGAUUUUGACACAAGGUUAUUUAUACACCUCAAAUCAGCGUCUCGGAGUCCAUGGCAUCAACCCAGGUACGAGUCGAAGUGUGCACGGACAGACGCACGAACCCCAGCUGGCGAUGGUGCGAGUGUGUGUGAAUUCAAGGCUUCAUUUGAUCUUUGUUGAGUGACGAUUUCGAUGACUGUGUUUCCAAGAGCUUUUCCCUGUACAUACACCCCGGCACGCCCCGUACACACUCCCCUCGCUGUGAGAGACUCGGCAUCUGUGUGUGUUUGCUUGAAGGCAGUAUAACGUAUAUGAGAAUACUGUAUUUUGUUAUACAAGCUACAAAAUGUUCCAUGUUCAGCGUUCCUACAUUGUUUUAGUUAUUAGUGUGUAGAGCUAUAUUCAGAAAUACUAGAAUCUUGGCCAUAUAAAUAUAUAUAUAAAAGAAGAUUAUAUAUAUACAUACACAUACAUACAUACAUACAUACUCUAGAGAUAUUUACUACAUAGGAACUUGCUGGAGCUGAGUAUGGCAUAAAUGAAAGAUGAAUUCUCUCAUCUUUGGGUCCCUAUAAAUGAAUAUUAUGAAUUAUUCCUUUAUGUUAAAAAAUGACAAGUAUGUGUUGGCUGUUCAUGCACCUUUAUCCUGGUACACACACACACACACACACACACACACACACACACACACACACACACACACACACACACACACACACGUACAUACAUACACUUGUUUGGCAUCCUCAUGUGAAAAAAAAGUAUAAAAAAUGUCCUAAAAAAAAAUAAAAACAAACAAACAAAAAAAAUUAUGAAGAAAUGUUAUGACAAAAAAUGAGGUAGAGAGAGAGAGAGAGAGAGAGAGAGAAAUUUCAGCACUGUGGCAUGUAUCUUAUAAGAGGGGUAAGGGAGGGGGGUACAGGGAGGUUCUAGUCCACAUUCUUACUUCAAACUUAACCUCCUCAAUUUAAACUCCCCAAACUUAUUACUUAUCAUCAUCAUUAUUGCUAUUUAUCCAUCUUUACUUUCUUUACUUGCCCCCCAAUCCCUCCCUCUUACCCUCCUCUUCCUCCUGUUAUUCCUCUUCCGUCGGCCGUUCCGUUCCGUCGUAACACUCGCACACACACACGUAUACGAACUUCAGUCUUAGCUGCAGAGAAGGGAGAGGGAGGGGGAGCCAUGGAGAGAAGAGGGGGGAGGGAGGGGGGCUGUUGUAUGUAGUGGGGGGGGUAUAGGUAUAGGACAUGCUGGCUAUAUAUUUUUCUGGAUAGGAGAGAGAAAGAGAGAGAAGGGGAGAGGGAGGGAGAUAAACAUGAGCUUAAGUUAAUUCCACUAGUUCUUCCGGCUCUCCCUUCCUUCCUGCCCCGUUUCCCUUUCCCCUUUCUCUCGUUAAUCUUUCUUCCCUAAUUUGACCUAAAGCAGAUCAAUGUACACUAUAGACAGGGAAGUGUGGGGGGAGAGAGAGAGAGGAAGGAAGAGGAGAAAGAGAGAAGGAGGAGAUGAAGGAUAGAGGGGAGAGAUAGUGGAGGAUGAAGAGAAGGAUAGAGAGGGGUAAAGAGAAUGGAUGAGGAGGAAGAAGAGAGAUAGAGGAGGAGGAUAGAGGGAAGGGGAAAGGUAGUGGGGAUGAAGAGAACGAUAGAGAGGGGUAAAGAGAAGGGAGGAGGAGGAAGAAGAGAGAAAGAGGAGGAGGAUAGAGGGAAGGGGAAAGGUAGUGGGGAUGAAGGGACAAAGUGAGGCCAUUAAAGAUUCGAAACCAACUGAUGAGUGGAAGUUCUGAGUGUCAUAAAUAAUAGAGGAGAGCAACUUAAGGUGUGUGAGUGAGGGAAGUGGAGUAAAAAAAAUAAAUGAAACCCUCCCACUUUUUUUAAUUUUUUUAUUUUUUUUUUGGUAUGACGUACGAACCCACACACAAACGCUGCCAAACACACAGACAGACAUACAAAAUGUACACAACAGACAUACCGCACGGUGUUCAGUGUAAGUUUCAUUAAAGCAAACUGUAAAGAGA